AUGAACUGGCGGGCAACAAGCAUGAAAGACAUGUGGAAUGAUCAGCCAGAUGCAUUCCCGAGGAGUGGGAGGCAGGAAGAGGAGGAGGAGGAGCUGAAGUGGGCUGCGAUGGAGCGGCUGCCCACUUAUGAGAGGUUGAAGAAAGGGAUGUUGGGGCAUGUCAUGAGCAAUGGAAGGAUAGUGCAUGAUGAGGUUGAUGUUACAAAGCUUGCGGCUGAUGAUAAGAAGAAGUUGAUGGAUAGCAUACUAAAGGUUGUUGAGGAAGAUAAUGAAAAGUUUCUCAGGAAGCUCAGGGACAGGACUGACAGGGUGGGAAUUGAGGUUCCAAAGAUUGAAGUGAGAUUCCAGCAAUUAUCGGUAGAGGGAGAUGCAUAUGUUGGGACCAGAGCACUUCCAACUCUGUACAAUUCCACCUUAAAUGCAAUAGAGGGGGUUCUAGGACUUUGCAGGCUCUCUCCAUCGAAGAAAAGGGUAGUGAAGAUACUUCAAGAUGUGAGUGGAAUAGUGAGACCAGCAAGAAUGACUCUACUUCUUGGACCUCCUGGUUCAGGAAAAACAACAUUCCUAAAAGCACUUUCUGGAAAACUUGAUGAUGAUUUAAGGGUAACAGGAAAAGUCACCUAUUGUGGUCAUGAGUUCUCGGAAUUUGUUCCUCAGAGAACUAGUGCAUAUAUUAGCCAACAUGAUCUUCACUAUGGUGAGAUGACAGUACGCGAGACUCUGGAUUUCUCCGGACGGUGCCUGGGAGUUGGAAACAGGUAUGAAAUGCUGGCAGAAGCAUCAAGGCGUGAGAAACAAGCAGGCAUACAGCCGGAUCCUGAGAUUGAUGCAUUCAUGAAAGCCACAGCAGUGGCUGGCCAGAAAAGUAGUUUGAUGACAGAUUAUGUUCUCAAGAUACUUGGAUUGGAUAUUUGUGCUGAUACUAUGGUGGGUGAUGACAUGAGGCGGGGAAUAUCCGGAGGGCAGAAGAAGCGUGUGACUACUGGUGAAAUGUUAGUUGGGCCAGCAAGAGCCUUUUUCAUGGAUGAAAUAUCAACAGGAUUGGAUAGUUCCACCACAUUUCAAAUUGUCAAGUACAUGGGGCAGAUGGCUCAUAUUAUGGACAUAACAAUGAUCAUUUCUCUCCUGCAACCUGCACCAGAAACAUUUGACCUCUUUGAUGAUAUUAUCCUACUCUCAGAGGGUCAAAUCGUCUAUCAAGGUUCCCGUGAGAAUGUUCUUGAGUUUUUUGAACAUAUGGGCUUCCAGUGCCCCCAAAGGAAAGGGGUUGCAGACUUUUUGCAAGAAGUAACUUCCAAGAAGGAUCAAGAACAAUACUGGUUCAAAAGGAAUCAACCUUACAGAUUUAUCACUGUACCAGAGUUUGCUCAAGCCUUCAACUCCUUUUAUAUUAGCCAAAGGCUUUCUGAAGAGCUAAGAGUCCCUUAUGAUAAGUCUAGAGCCCAUCCUGGUGCUUUGUUGAGAGAAAAGUAUAGAAUCUCUAAUUGGGAACUCUUCAGGGCCUGCUUCUCAAGGGAAUGGCUACUGAUGAAACGCAAUUCAUUCGUAUACAUAUUUAAGACCACCCAGAUAACAAUCAUGGCUAUCAUAGCAUUGACUGUGUUCUUAAGAACGGAAAUGAAAGCUGGUCAAAUACAAGAUGCAGCAAAGUUUUGGGGUGCUUUGUUUUUCAGUCUCAUCAAUGUCAUGUUUAAUGGGAUGGCAGAGCUUGCCAUGACAGUUUUCAGGCUUCCUGUGUUCUAUAAACAGAGAGAUGCAUUGUUCUAUCCGGGGUGGGCUUUCGGCUUGCCCCUUUGGCUCCUCAGAAUUCCUAUUUCAGUAAUGGAGUCAGGCAUUUGGAUCAUUCUUACUUAUUACACCAUUGGUUUUGCACCUGCUGCAAGUAGGUUUUUCAAACAAUUCCUGGCUUUCUUUGGAGUUCAUCAGAUGGCUCUCUCCCUCUUCCGUUUCAUUGCAGCUGCCGGAAGAACAGAAGUUGUUGCACAAACAAUUGGAACCUUUACCUUGCUACUGGUCUUUGUGCUUGGAGGUUUUAUAGUUGCCAAAGAUGACAUUAAACCAUGGAUGAUCUGGGGCUACUAUAUUUCUCCCAUGAUGUAUGGACAAAAUGCCAUUGCUAUCAAUGAGUUUCUUGAUAAAAGGUGGAGCAGCCCCAUAAAUGGUUCUAGCCAACCCACAAUUGGAAAGACCCUCCUCAAGGAAAGAGGACUGUUUUUAGACGAAUAUUGGUAUUGGAUUUGCAUUGGAGCACUCUCGGCAUAUUCUCUUCUUUUUAACGUUCUUUUCAUUGCAGCACUGACAUUUUUGAAGCCACUUGUCGAUUCUAAAGCAGUAAUUUCAGAUGAACCCUCUGAUCACAAUACUAAGAACACUACCAGAGGGACUACAAGAUCAAGCAUGAGUUCUUCGAACAAUAAAACUCGAAGAGGAAUGGUGUUGCCCUUCCAUCCUCUUUCACUUGUUUUUGACCAUGUUAAUUACUAUGUGGAUAUGCCUGCUGAAAUGAAGAGUCAAGGGAUUGUAGAGAGCAGAUUACAACUGCUACAAGAUGUCAGAGGUGCUUUCAGGCCAGGUGUCUUAACAGCUUUAGUAGGAGUUAGUGGUGCUGGAAAGACAACCUUGAUGGAUGUUUUAUCAGGAAGGAAGACUGGUGGGUACAUUGAAGGUAGUAUAAGCAUUUCUGGUUACCCGAAAAACCAAGCUACAUUUGCUCGAGUUAGCGGUUAUUGUGAACAAAAUGACAUCCAUUCUCCUUAUGUGACUGUCUAUGAAUCUCUUUUGUAUUCGGCAUGGUUGCGUCUUGCUUCAGACGUAAAGAAGGAAACAAGAAAGAUGUUUGUUGAAGAAGUCAUGGAACUAGUUGAGCUUAACCCACUGAGGAAUGCUUUAGUCGGACUUCCAGGAGUAGAUGGUCUUUCAACUGAACAGAGAAAGAGGCUCACAAUAGCUGUAGAGUUGGUAGCCAAUCCCUCCAUAAUCUUUAUGGAUGAACCUACAUCAGGUCUUGAUGCUAGAGCUGCUGCAAUUGUUAUGCGCGCUGUAAGGAACACAGUAGAUACUGGCCGAACUGUUGUGUGCACAAUCCACCAACCAAGCAUAGAUAUCUUUGAAGCUUUCGAUGAGCUACUUUUGAUGAAAAGAGGAGGGAGAGUUAUUUAUGCUGGACCCCUAGGUCCUCAUUCGCACAAACUUGUUGAGUACUUUGAGAGUAUUCAAGGGGUUCAAAAAAUUAGAGAUGGGUACAAUCCUGCCACAUGGAUGUUAGAAAUCAGCUCCACUGCAGUUGAGACUCAACUCCACAUUGAUUUUGCAGAAGUUUAUGCCAAUUCGAACCUCUAUAGGAGAAAUCAGGAACUCAUUAAGGAGCUAAGCACUCCACAACUAGGUUCCAAGGAUCUUUACUUCCCAACCCGCUACUCACAAAGCUUCUUAACUCAGUGCAAGGCUUGCUUCUGGAAACAACACUGGUCUUACUGGAGGAAUUCGCACUACAAUGCAAUCCGGUUUUUCAUGACAGUUGUUAUUGGUAUCUUAUUUGGUGUAAUCUUUUGGGGAAAAGGAGACAAGAUACACAAACAGCAAGACCUGAUCAACCUGUUGGGAGCAACUUACGCAGCUGUUCUUUUCCUCGGAGCCUCCAACGCUUCUGCGGUGCAAUCUGUUGUGGCAAUUGAGAGAACAGUAUUCUACCGUGAGCGAGCAGCAGGAAUGUAUUCCGAGUUGCCUUAUGCCUUUGCUCAGGUGGCUAUAGAAACAAUUUAUGUUGCAAUACAGACAUUCAUCUAUGCACUUCUGCUAUAUUCCAUGAUUGGAUACCAGUGGAAGGUGGCCAAGUUCUUGUAUUUCUAUUACUUCAUAUUCAUGUGCUUCACAUACUUUUCAAUGUACGGAAUGAUGGUGGUUGCCCUAACUCCUGGACACCAGAUUGCUGCCAUUGUUAUGUCUUUCUUCCUCAGCUUCUGGAACUUGUUUUCUGGUUUCCUCAUUCCUAGACCGCUAAUCCCAAUAUGGUGGAGGUGGUACUACUGGUGUUCCCCAGUAGCUUGGACAAUCUAUGGCAUUUUCACAUCUCAAGUAGGUGAUAAUAAGAGUUUACUCGAUAUCCCGGGUGCAACACCAAAGGCAGUUGAUGCAUUCCUUAAGGAGUACCUAGGAUACGACUACGACUUUCUUGUACCAGUAGUCCUUGCUCAUGUUGGUUGGGUACUCCUCUUCUUCUUUGUAUUUGCCUAUGGUAUCAAAUUCCUCAACUUCCAAAGAAGAUGA
This is a messenger RNA of Fragaria vesca subsp. vesca, 4266 nucleotides long. RefSeq names its product pleiotropic drug resistance protein 2-like. Bases 1 to 4266 code for a protein of 1421 amino acids. Lineage: Eukaryota; Viridiplantae; Streptophyta; Magnoliopsida; Rosales; Rosaceae. Gene Ontology annotation, molecular function: ATP hydrolysis activity; ATP binding; ABC-type transporter activity. The record is from RefSeq and is a predicted model, not a curated record. The transcript is spliced from 20 exons. Gene Ontology annotation, cellular component: membrane.